Chara braunii is the source of this 2287-nucleotide messenger RNA. NCBI's taxonomy places the organism in Eukaryota, Viridiplantae, Streptophyta, Charophyceae, Charales, Characeae. The record is from the annotation of a GenBank genome assembly.
GCAGAGAGUGGAUAAGGAUUGGGAUCGAGGUGGGGAUUAGGGUUUAGGGUAGAAAAUUGUUGAGAACUGUGACGGAGGCUGAGAUUAGGAUGGAGGUGGAGAUUAGGUCAGGGUGAAGGGGGGGUGAAUGAAUUUGGAAUUACCUUCACACCAGUGCUCUGUCGUCAGCCAUGAACUACGUAUUGCAAGCUCCGGCUGGCUCGAGUAACAACGACAGAGCUCGACUUCCGGUACAUUCCUCGUCAAGCAGUGGGUACCACACCACCCAACAUGAUAAUAUUGAGUUGCAGGAGAGUGGUCCCGACCACGAUCAACAGCCUCUUGUAGCUCCAGAGGGAGUGGGAGGAGAAGAAAGAAAAGGAGUGGGUGUGUUGUCUCGUCAUCUCUGGGGAUUGCCGAUAGCGUGGGUUUGCCUCAUUGGUCUGGUCAUUCUGGCCCAAGUUGUAUUGUGCGCGUUUGCCGUUAGGGCAUGGUCCUGGCCUGCCAAGGCACAGCCACCAACUCCUGGGACUCCAGGGCAGGAACUUGUCUCUGAAAACCCUGCUCUAGGUGGCAUACAGUCAUGUUUGACUAUCUUGCAGCAGAGCGGUGGCAAAUUCUCAGCUGGGAAGGAGAUGGAAGGAUUGCAUCUGACCUCUAAGGAUGCAGGCGUGCUGACCUGUCACCACUACCCAGGAUUCCAUUUUCGCCCUCGUGGCAAGUGGAUGAAUGACCCGAAUGGCCCCAUGUUUUAUAAGGGUAUGUAUCACCUCUUUUUCCAGUAUAACCCCUAUGCCCCUGUGUGGGGGAAUAUUCAAUGGGGUCAUGCCAUCUCUCCCAAUUUGGUGGACUGGCUAGAGCUUCAGAUAGCACUUUCGCCGGAUCAGUGGUAUGACCGGAAAGGCGUGUUCUCAGGCUCGGCGACGAUUCUAGAUGACGGCCGACCAGCGAUUCUGUACACAGGGGUUACCGGAAACGACGGAGAGGUGCAAAACUUGGCAGAACCUGCGGAUCUGCUUGAUCCUUACCUUCGGGAAUGGACAAAAAGUGCGCAGAAUCCAAUUAUGAAUGUGCCUAAUGAGGUGAACCCGAAAGAAUUCAGGGACCCGUCAACGGCGUGGAAAGGAGGAGACGGCAAAUGGCGAGUGUUGAUUGGUGGAGCGGACGCUUCAGUGUCCGAUGGUAGUGCCCUGGUAUUUGAGAGUGCGGACUUCCAGCGCUGGCAAGGCGGUAAGAAGUUGCACACCAGGGCGGGAACGGGGAUGUGGGAGUGUCCAGAGUUGUUUCCGCUGCCGGUAAGGGGAACCCUAUCGGGCGAUGGGCAGAAACAUGUCCUGAAGGUCUCCCUCGAAAGGUAUCGCCUUGACUGUUAUGUGGUAGGAACAUACAAUCUGACAGAUCAUAGCUGGGCGCCUGACGAUCUAUCGGUCGAUAUCAGUCUAGCAGCUCUGAGAUACGAUUAUGGAGAGUUCUAUGCGUCGAAGUCAUUUUUUGACAGCAAUCACAACCGCACGUUACUCUGGGGUUGGGUUGGAGAAUUAUCGACGGAGGCCGUUAACGAAAUAAAAGGAUGGGCUUCGAUCCAGGCUCUGCCAAGAGUACUGCGCUUGGAUGAGAAUUUUAAUACUAGACUGAUUCAGAUGCCGUUGCCGGAGGUAGAGGCUCGGCGGGGAGUGAGUUACGAUUUGGUUAAUUUGACCUUGCAACCGGGUGCUUUGCUGCCAGUAGAAGGAAUAGCAGGGUCUGAGUUGGAUAUUGAGGUUGAGUUUGGGAGACCAGGUGUGAACGCGAGUUUCGGUUCUAACCUGAUGGGAAAUGUCAGUGGCAAUCCUGAACAUUGUUGCCAGGGGCGCCAGAGGGGAACAGGAACGGGCCUGUUUGGGUUGCUGGUCUUGGCAGACAGGGGCUUAUCAGAGCAGACAUCAGUCUACUUUGAGGAGUUGUCGUAUGACAAUGGGAGAAUGGGACGAAAGCAGGAAUUACCAAUAUGCCUCUGUACUGACCUUAGCAGAUCCUCGCGUUAUCUUGGGGUUCGCAAGCCUGUAUACAACACAACUGUACCUGUGUUGUCCACAGAGAACGCGCUGACCUUACGCAUAUUGGUAGACAGAUCUGUCGUUGAAGUCUUUGCUCAAGGUGGGAGGUCUGUCAUAACAUCAAGAGCGUAUCCGCAGUUGGCGGUCGGGCAGGAUGCUCGCGUGUUCCUGUUCAAUAAUGGGAGUACACCUGUUGUUGUCAACAGGUUCCAGGCAUGGCAGAUGCAAUCUGCAAAUAUUUCAUAAUGUGAAAACAAAGAUUCUACUUCUUU